AUGAAUUUCAAUUUCGGUGCCAUUACUUGUGUCUCUUGUAAAGCCUUUUUUCGCAGGAAUUCAAAUAAAUUUAAGGAUUUGAAGUGUCAUUUCGGAGACAAGUGUGAGAUAAGUUUAUUGACCCGAAAAUUCUGCCAAAGAUGUCGUCUGAAGAGGUGUUUUGGCGUCGGAAUGAAAAUUGAUCUAAUGCUUACCGAAGACGAGAAACGCCAAUACAACAUAUCGGAGCCUAUUAUCAAUCAGUGUUCAGCAGUGGUUCCCAUAUCGAGACCAUUGACUGACUAUCGAAACAAUUUCAACGAAUUAGAGGGAAAUAAAUUGACCGAAAUAUUGUUCGCAACGGAUCUAAUACAAGAGCCCAUCAGUGAAGUGACGUCUAUUAUCAACGAUAUGUUAGAAUAUAGAGUAAAACUUACGUAUAAAUUCACAAAAGAGAUAUUAAACUUUCCCAAACUAACCAAUAAUGUGCAGGCCUUUAACCAGCUCUGCCAGAAUGAUAAAAUAGCCCUGGUCAAGUAUGGGGCCAUCGAGAUAAUUAAUGUGCGUUCGGCACUCCUUUUUGACACAAGCACACAAUGUUGGUCCUUUAAUACUGACGAGAAUAACGCGUCUUUACUUCACUUGGAUUUGCUUAAGAACGAGAGGAACAAUGUUUACGAGGCGUACAAAACAUUUCUCACUAAAUUCAUACCCGCCGUAGACAACGACCCACUUAUUAUGAACUUGUUCACGGCGAUCCUCUUGUUUAACCCGAAUCGUCCAAAUCUCAGACAUAAACAGUUGGUUAAACUUCAACAAAAAUCAUACCUCCAUUUACUUCAACGCUAUUUCCUAUUAAAAUAUCGUUCAGACAGUGAAAUGAGGGCAAAGUUCACGGCUUUAAUGAAUAUAAUGCCAGAUAUUUGUGUCUUAAGUGGUAUACUGUGGAGGAAUGGCGUGGAAUCUGAGCCUCAGCUCAUGGGACCACUUCUUAGCGAGAUUUUUGAUAAAUGAUUGC
This is a messenger RNA of Medioppia subpectinata, 997 nucleotides long. NCBI's taxonomy places the organism in Eukaryota, Metazoa, Arthropoda, Arachnida, Sarcoptiformes, Oppiidae. The record is from the annotation of a GenBank genome assembly.